Gongylonema pulchrum is the source of this 303-nucleotide messenger RNA. NCBI's taxonomy places the organism in Eukaryota, Metazoa, Nematoda, Chromadorea, Rhabditida, Gongylonematidae. The record is from the annotation of a GenBank genome assembly.
UUGCUAGCAGCCUCUCAGCCCUCAACACUCGUGAAAACGGAGCCGCCCGCAACGAUUGCCUGUUCGGUGCCGAUUGCUGCUACCUCUAUAAACAAUAAUGCGGGUGAAAUGGCCGGCAGCGGUGAUGCGAUCAGGUUCCUGAGUGCUAGCGGACCGCUGUUAACAUCCGGUGGCAUUGGCGGCUUCCCGCAUCCGAUGGAACAUGAGGCUGCCUUUAGGGCAGCAGCGAUAGCUCAAGGCGCACUACCAUUUCCAGCAAUCUAUCCUGGCUUGCAUGCUGCGCACAAAACUGUGCAUAUUUAA